Messenger RNA from Diabrotica balteata, 848 nucleotides. The record is from the annotation of a GenBank genome assembly. Lineage: Eukaryota; Metazoa; Arthropoda; Insecta; Coleoptera; Chrysomelidae.
CUGUGCUAAACAUUAACCUCAAAUUAAAUGAAAAAUAAAAACAAAAAUAUUUAUUGUAGUUAUGGAUGAUUCAUUACAAAAUAUUGCAAGUGAAUUUGAGACUGAUUUUUUUGGCGACGAACAAAAUGCAAGUACCUCAACUGAAGCAUCUAGUACAGAUAAAAGCAAAGUAUCUAGUAAAACUCAUUGUAUUUUAGUAAAUCCAAAACAGAGAGGCAACCCUUUACUUAAAGCUAUCCAUAAUGUUCCCUGGGAGUACGGGGACAUUACUCCUGACUAUGAGAUGGGUUCAACUACAUGUGCUUUGUUCCUAUCGAUUCGUUACCAUAAUCUAAAUCCGGAUUAUAUUCACGACAGACUUAAGAAGUUAGGGCAAUCUUAUCAAUUCAGGGUGUUAUUGGUACAGAUAGAUGUUAAAGAUCCCCAUCAUGUUUUAAAAAAUUUAACAAGAAUAUGUAUAUUGGCUGAUUUAACGCUAAUUUUGGCAUGGAGUGCAGAAGAAGCCGGAAAGAUAAUAGAAACAUAUAAAAUUUACGAGAACAAACCAGCAGAUUAUAUAAAAGAGAAGGGGGAGUCAUCACCAUAUUUAAGACUGAUACAGGUGUUGACAUCUAUAAGAAUAGUCAAUAAAUCAGAUGCCAUGGCGCUCAUAGAUAAAUUUAAAACCUUAGACCGUAUUUUACAAGCUUCUGAGUUGCAAUUAGCAGAAAUGCCGGGGUUUGGAUUAAGGAAAGCUAAUAAGUUAUAUACAACAUUACAUAGUAAGUUUUGUAGGUGAUUUUUGUGGUUUGAUUUUUUAGGAAAAUUGUAAUUUAUUAUUAAAUUAAAUAAAAUAUAUUUAUACUCUU